UUAAGGACAAAAUAAAAUAGUCCCUUAUUUUACUAGCAACCAAAAGUAAAAAACAACAUGUUAACAGCUUUCGGUUUAGAUGCUGAUGGAAGAUUUUUUAUCUGUGUCUGUUGCUCCUUGCUGGUACUCAUGCUGCAGUACAACGUUGCAAAAGUCUCGGGAGACAAUGCGGUGGCAACUGUUAAUGAUAUUUCCCAUAUUGGUGAUGAUUGUCAAGUGACGCCUGUUAUACAUGUGUUACAAUAUCCCGGUUGUGUGCCCAAACCCAUACCAUCAUUCGCCUGUGUAGGACGUUGUGCCAGUUACAUACAGGUCUCCGGCAGUAAAAUCUGGCAAAUGGAACGUUCUUGUAUGUGCUGUCAGGAAUCUGGCGAACGUGAAGCCGCCGUUUCUUUAUUCUGUCCCAAGGCUAAACAUGGUGAGCGUAAAUUUAAAAAGGUCUUAACUAAAGCUCCCUUGGAGUGUAUGUGCCGGCCUUGCACCUCCAUUGAGGAAUCCGGCAUUGUGCCACAGGAAAUUGCUGGCUAUUCCGAUGAAGGACCUUUAAAUAAUCAUUUCCGUCGCAUUGCGUUGCAGUAAAAUCUAUAACAGAUAUUUGUC
This is a messenger RNA of Calliphora vicina (urban bluebottle blowfly), 600 nucleotides long. It is a transcript of the gene Burs, whose product is annotated as Bursicon. Gene Ontology annotation, molecular function: receptor ligand activity; BMP binding. The transcript has 3 exons. Bases 58 to 579 code for a protein of 173 amino acids. The record is from RefSeq and is a predicted model, not a curated record. Gene Ontology annotation, biological process: animal organ morphogenesis. Lineage: Eukaryota; Metazoa; Arthropoda; Insecta; Diptera; Calliphoridae.